AACAGUUCCGUCGACCAGAAUAUAAACUCUCUGAUGAUGAAAUCAUUGAUCAAAUAAUCACAAUUUUAUAUUCUGGUUAUGAAACUGUCUCCACCACUUCCAUGAUGGCUGUUAAGUAUCUCCAUGAUCACCCUAAAGUUCUUGAAGAACUCAGAAAAGAACACUUGGCAAUUAGAGAAAAGAAAAAACCAGAGGACCCCAUUGACUUAAAUGACCUCAAAUCAAUGAGGUUUACUCGUGCGGUGAUUUUUGAAACCUCGAGAUUAGCUACGAUUGUCAAUGGUGUUCUUAGAAAAACCACUAAAGACAUGGAACUAAAUGGUGAGUUUGGAAGAUUUCAAGCCUAGAUUCAUAGGUCAUAGCCAUAUAU
Messenger RNA from Cannabis sativa, 370 nucleotides. Its product is annotated as cytochrome P450 85A-like. Gene Ontology annotation, molecular function: heme binding; monooxygenase activity; oxidoreductase activity, acting on paired donors, with incorporation or reduction of molecular oxygen. Bases 102 to 347 code for a protein of 81 amino acids. Gene Ontology annotation, biological process: sterol metabolic process. The transcript has 3 exons. The record is from RefSeq and is a predicted model, not a curated record. NCBI's taxonomy places the organism in Eukaryota, Viridiplantae, Streptophyta, Magnoliopsida, Rosales, Cannabaceae.